Melopsittacus undulatus (budgerigar) is the source of this 2284-nucleotide messenger RNA. RefSeq names its product LRR binding FLII interacting protein 1 (gene LRRFIP1). The transcript has 23 exons. Bases 12 to 1877 code for a protein of 621 amino acids. NCBI's taxonomy places the organism in Eukaryota, Metazoa, Chordata, Aves, Psittaciformes, Psittaculidae. Gene Ontology annotation, molecular function: RNA polymerase II cis-regulatory region sequence-specific DNA binding; DNA-binding transcription factor activity, RNA polymerase II-specific. Gene Ontology annotation, biological process: regulation of transcription by RNA polymerase II. The record is from RefSeq and is a predicted model, not a curated record.
GCGGAGCGGCCAUGGGGACGCAGGGAGCGGGGAGGAAGCGGCUGCCGAACCGGGAGCGCCUGACGGCCGAGGACGAUGCCCUCAACCAGAUCGCCCGUGAGGCUGAAGCAAGACUCGCAGCAAAGCGAGCGGCACGGGCAGAGGCACGGGAGAUCCGGAUGAAGGAAUUGGAGAGGCAGCAGAAAGAGAUCUACCAGGUUCAGAAGAAAUAUUAUGGUCUGGAUACUAAAUGGGGAGACAUCGAACAAUGGAUGGAAGACAGUGAGCGUUAUUCCCGUAGAGCCAGAAGAAAUGCCUCGGCUUCGGAUGAAGAUGAGCGCAUGUCAGUGGGUAGCCGUGGAAGCCUGAGGACCAAUGGUUACGAGGACGAUGUGUAUGGAUCAUCCCAGAGUAGAAAAUCUAGCAGGCCCUCCUUGCUGUGCAGCGAUGCCCCAGCCAGAAGUUACAGGGCGUCUGUGUAUGACGAGAGCGUUUACAGUGGGAGUCGUCGGUAUAGUGCCUCUAGUUCUCGUGCUCCUUCUGAGUACAGUUGCUACCUUGGGUCAGGAUCUCGGGCAUCCUCAAGAGCCAGCUCUGCUCGGGCCAGUCCAGUGAUUGAGGAAAGGCCAGAAAAAGACUUUGAGAAGGGAGCACGUACUGUCUCAAGUUUAUCAGCAGCUACCUUAGCUUCUCUGGGUGGGACUUCUUCACGAAGAGGCAGUGGGGAUACGUCCAUCUCUGCCGAUACAGAGGCAUCUAUUAGAGAAAUAAAGGAUAUCUAUGAGUUAAAGAACCAGAUUCAGGAUGUAGAAGGCAAAUACAUGCAGGGACUGAAAGAAAUGAAGGACUCUCUAGCCGAAGUUGAAGAGAAAUACAAGAAGGCUAUGGUGUCAAAUGCUCAACUUGACAAUGAGAAAACAAAUUUCAUGUACCAAGUAGAUACCCUGAAGGAUGCGCUCUUAGAGUUAGAAGAACAGCUGGCAGAGUCCAGGCGGCAAUAUGAAGAGAAAAGUAAAGAAUUUGAGAGGGAGAAGCAUGCUCAUAGCAUAUUGCAGUUUCAGUUCAUGGAAAUCAAAGAGGCUUUGAAGCAAAGAGAAGAAAUGCUUGCAGAAAUCCAACAGCUGCAACAGAAACAGCAGAGCUAUGUCAGGGAAAUUUCUGAUCUUCAGGAGACAAUAGAAUGGAAAGACAAAAAAAUAGGGGCGUUAGAGAGGCAGAAAGAUUUCUUUGAUUCCAUAAGGAGUGAGCGGGAUGACCUUAGAGAUGAAGUGGUUGUGCUGAAGGAGCAACUGAAGAAACAUGGAAUAAUCCCAGAUUCUGAUGUAGCCACCAAUGGGGAGACAUCAGACAUUCUUGAUAAUGAAGAACACUUGGAAUCUUCCAAAACUGUUCCAGGCACAACUCAGGCAUUGAAGACUGGAGGGGAUGGGAUGUUAGACAGGCUGAAAAAACUCAUUGAUGAACGAGAAUCCUUACUAGACCAGAUUAAAAAAUUAAAAGGGCAACUGGAAGAAAAGCAAAAGAAUGGCAGGAUGGAAAAUACGCAGUCGGAAGAUGAAGUUCUGGAAAAUGGGACAGAUAUGCACAUGAUUGACCUCCAAAGAGACGCCAACAGACAGAUCAGUGAUCUCAAAUUCAAACUAGCAAAGUCUGAGCAAGAGAUAACAGCACUGGAGCAGAACGUAAUACGACUGGAAGGUCAGGUAGCCCGAUACAAAACUGCUGCUGAAAAUGCUGAAAGAGUAGAAGAUGAACUGAAAGCAGAGAAACGCAAACUACAGAGAGAGCUUCGUUCAGCAUUGGAUAAAACUGAGGAGCUUGAAGUCAGCAAUGGUCAUCUAGUAAAACGCUUGGAGAAGAUGAAAGCCAAUCGGAGUGCUUUACUGUCUCAGCAAUAACCACCACCAUUGGAUGGAAACCACUACUGCGUGACAGAAUCAGAACAACGCUGCAGAUGCUUCUGUCUCUUGCUGUCUGGGAUGCUUUGUGUCAUGCCUUCUGAGCACAAACAACCCCAACAUUUGCUACGUGCCACCCAGCUGUGGUUCCUUCUAUGCAGUCAAACCUACUGCACUAUAUACAUAGGAGUAGCUGAUCCAAAUGGCUGUGCCUGCGGGAGCCCUUCUACAUCGAUCAGGGGGUAUAUUUGAAGUACAGUAUCCAUCUAUAAGAAGCACAUCAGGCAUCGCAUUAAGUUCUAGAAGGCCCAGCAGCCAUUUAUUGCCAUUUAAAAUGGCAUUCAAAGAAAACAUUUUAACUAGACUGGAAUUUUGUGUCUUGCUGAAAAUAAAAUCUUAAAAAACCC